This is a messenger RNA of Salmo salar (Atlantic salmon), 5517 nucleotides long. RefSeq names its product aspartate aminotransferase, cytoplasmic. Gene Ontology annotation, molecular function: pyridoxal phosphate binding; L-aspartate:2-oxoglutarate transaminase activity. Gene Ontology annotation, biological process: L-aspartate biosynthetic process. The record is from RefSeq and is a predicted model, not a curated record. NCBI's taxonomy places the organism in Eukaryota, Metazoa, Chordata, Actinopteri, Salmoniformes, Salmonidae. Gene Ontology annotation, cellular component: cytosol.
GUCAAAUCUCUCACACCCAUUUUCCACUGACCAAAUCCAUCCAAGUUGAAGGUGAAAUUAUUUUCCUUCUUCGUCCAUUAGACUGAACAGCGGUUUGUCCCCGGUUGUUUUUCCGUUUUCGCUAACAUUCCGCCACGGUAACAUUCAUCAUCAUGUCUUUAUUCGGCGAGGUUCCCCAAGCCACCCCAGUGGCGGUCUUCAAACUGUCGAAUGAUUUCAAAGAGGACCCGAACCCCAUGAAGGUGAACCUCGGAGUUGGAGCCUAUAGGACAGAUGAGGGCCAGCCCUGGGUGCUGCCCGUGGUUAAGAAGGUGGAGAAGAUCAUCGUAGCAGACAACAGUCUGAACCAUGAGUACCUGCCCAUCCUGGGUCUGCCUGAGUUUAGGUCCUCUGCAUCCAAGAUCGCCCUGGGAGAAGACAGCCCUGCCAUCCAGGAGAACAGGGUGGGAGCGGUGCAAUGUCUGGGGGGUACAGGUGCUCUGAAGAUGGGGGCCGAGUUUCUCAGACGCUGGUACAACGGGAACGACAACAUGAAAACACCUGUCUACGUCUCAGCGCCUACCUGGGAGAACCACAACGCUGUGUUUGCCAACGCUGGGUUCGAGGACGUCCGUCCCUAUAAGUACUGGGACGCAGAGAAGCGGGGACUGGAUCUUGGCGGUUUCCUAGUUGACCUGGAGACUGCACCAAAGCAUUCCAUCUUCGUUUUGCACGCUUGUGCCCACAACCCCACCGGCACAGACCCUACACACGUAGAGUGGAUGCAGGUGGCUGAGGUCAUGAAGAGGAGGAAGCUGUUUGUGUUCUUUGACUCUGCGUACCAGGGCUUUGCGUCAGGCUGUCUGGAUAAGGAUGCAUGGGCAGUGCGCUACUUUGUCACCCAGGGCUUUGAGAUGUUCUGUGCCCAGUCCUUCUCCAAGAACUUUGGCCUUUACAAUGAACGUGUGGGGAACCUGACCGUCGUAGCUCGGGAUGCUGACAACGUGAGGAGGGUUCUGUCUCAGAUGGAGAAGAUUGUCAGGGUAACCUGGUCCAACCCUCCCUCCCAGGGUGCCAGGCUGGUCGCCAUCACACUCAACACAGCUGAACUCUUGGCUGAAUGGAAGGAUAAUGUGAAGACCAUGGCAGACCGUGUGUUGUUGAUGAGGGCUUCACUCCAGGCUAAACUGCAGGCUCUGGGAACGCCAGGAACAUGGGACCACAUCACACAGCAGAUCGGCAUGUUCAGCUUCACUGGCCUCAACCCUAAACAAGUGGAGUACAUGAUCAAGGAGAGGAGUGUCUACCUAAUGGCCAGCGGUCGUAUCAACAUGUGUGGUCUGACCACUAACAACAUCGACUAUGUGGCCGAGUCGAUCCACAAGACUGUUGUCAACGUCAUGUAGAAGACUACAAUGCCCUUAGCACUGCCCCCCCGUCCACCAGCAGUGUGUGUGUAUAGUGUAUUAGACCAAGGGGGAGCAAAGUACGGCCCACGGGCCACAUCCGACCCGCGAGACAUUUACAAAAAAUAUAUAGAUAUUUUUUUAAUAUUUUUUUCUCCCCAAUUUUGUGGUAUCCAAUUGGUAGUUAUAGUCUUGUCCCAUCGCUGCAACUCCCGUAUGGACUCCGGGGAGGCGAAGGUCUAGAGCCGUGCUUCCUCCGAAACACGACCCGACCCAGCCAAGCCGCACUGCUUCUUGACACAAUGCCCGCUUAACCCAGAAGCCAGCCGCACCAAUGUGUCGGAGGAAACACUGAACACCUGGCGGCUGUGUCAGCGUGCAUGCGCCUGGCCCGCCAAACGAGUCGCUAGAGCGCGAUGGGACAAGGAAAUCUCGGCCUGCCAAACCCUCUCCUAACCUGGACGGCGCUGGGCCAAUUGUGCACUGCCUUAUGGGUCUCCCAGUCACUGCCAGCUGUGACAGAGCCUGGGAUCGAACCCAGGUCUGUAGUGGCACCUCAAGCACUGCGAUGCAGUGCCUUAGACCGCUGCAUCACUCGGAGGCCCCCGCAAAUUGAUUUUAACAAACAAUUGGUCCCCCAAGAAAUGCGGCCCUCCAUUGAAUUUCAAAAUCCCAAUGUGGCCCUCGAGCCAAAAGUUUGCCCACCCCUGUGUUAGACCAAACACACAGAAGCCCCCUUCCUAACUCCCAGCGCACAACUGUAUGCUGAGCUGAUGAAGUCACUGCCGGUCUACAGAUAUAUUCUAUUUUAACCCUUAAACUAAUGCACAAGGCAGCGUAACAGUUAAAGAGAAGUGUAAAUAAUUUGUCUGUGUGUGUCUUCAUCACUGCUGCUUGCAGUGGAGAGAUGUGUCAUUUUCCUUUGACUGUUUGUGUUCAGUGGUGUCAUGAAUAAGCAGUCUGUGUCAGGACAUUGUAGGUGCUGUGUGGUUCCACACUAAGGCACUGACCGGCUGUCUCUCGACACUUUGAGAUGGCUUCCUUUCCUCAUCUCCUUCAUUAUAACUGAUGUUUCUUCCACCUGUCAUGUUCAGCCAGAUCAGUGAUCAUGGAGGGAAGGACACAAGAAAGGAGGUAUGGAAAAUAAGCUGUAGUGUUUAAACUAUUGAGACACAGGCCAAGUGUAUCUGGGUGUAUUAGACUCGCUCCAGCAGUGCUGGUGAUGAUGCUCUUCCAUUGCUUAAUCAUUUUAUUAACAUUACCAUGUGAUUAGUAUUGCUGGGGUCGUUCUUGAAUUGCGGUGGCAUUGUGGCCUGGCAUUUUGGCCAAAAAUUCUACUUAAUUAUUCUAUAUUUUUUUUAUUUAAAUGUAUUUUAGUAUAUCUUCCCAUUCUAAAUCAACUAAGGUGGCCGCUUAAUGACAUUAUGAUAACAUUGUGCCAUCAGUAGGAGCAGUAACACCAAUGACGGUAACACUAAUGAGAAAUUUUAGGUUAAAUUUUAGGUGAUUUUUUUUCUUCUUAAAUUGAUGCAACAUAUACUCAAAUCUAAAGUCAUUUGCUCUUUGAAAAUCAUUUUUUUAUAUGAUUCAUUUUGCUCACAAUGUCAUUUCCCCUCAUUUUAAAUUGAAUAACACCGAGGGACACUUUGGAUUUCGUGAUAUCAAAGUAUCAAUGGAAUCCUCAAAUUUCUGACAUACAGGGUGUGAUUAAUGAACAAUUCUCUUUAAUAUAGACCCCUCCCGAUAAGUUUACCACUGGAGGGAAUGUUCAAGGGUCUUGUUUAUAUUUGCAAUGAGUGAUUGUCAAGGCUGGAACACUGAAGACAGACACCUGAGGGACAGACGGACUAUUUUAAAAGAAAUAGUUAUUUUAAUAGCCUCCUUUUGUUUUUAUUGAUGUAUACAAUACCAUUUUUUUUUCACUUUCUAGCAUUAAAAAUAAUACAGACAUCUAAAUCCCCAAAACAUAUCUGUACAACUCUACACAUCACGACUGGGACAAUCCAAUUUUCUUACCCUAAGUACUUUAAAAACAAUGCAUAAACAAAGUUUUGCAGUAUAAAAGACAAUAAAUAUGUUUUAUCAUUGAUAAACAGUUAAUGUUUUUGGUUAUAUUGAUGUGUAACUAUUUGUCAUUUGUGUUUUUCAUGGUUGCAAGAGAUGCAAAUACCACCACAAUUCAAGAACGACCCAGUUAGGAUGAUUCCAUUCCUAUUGUAAAAUGCACAUUCCCUAUUCUGUUUGACUUACCACCUGUAUAGGUUUUGAGAGCAAAUGUCGCUAAAUCUUAACUGUGACCCAAGUAAACAGUAUUUGACUUGGAAAAAGUACUAGAGUGAAACAAUCAAUUGACCAAAUCAGUCACGCACUAAAUAUAUGUAGGAGAGAUGUAGGACGUUAUAUUUACAAUCAUGUUUAUUUUAGCGCAAGGGGACUUGAAGUAAAAAUCCUGUAUUACCUCAGACCUAAGCUCUAUGGAGCGCUCUGUUGGGGAAGCUGUUCUCAAAGUCCCGGGGUGUGUUCAAUAAGGACAAAUAGGACUGUUCUCAAAGCGUUCUCAAUCAGAGAGCAAUAAUCACUUUUUUUUCUUUUUUUUGACAUUUUAAUUAAGGGUCUGCUCAAUCAGUCUGUUCUGAUGCUAUCUCUGUCUGUAGUGUUAUUAUUGCACUAAUAUCAGUAGCUACCAUCUCAAUGAUAUACAUCUGAUGUUCAAAAUUGCACAAAUGAAAUGCGCUCACAGCUAGUGUCUGUAAGUGAAUACCAAUGUAUUUCCAGGGACUUUGACUCGAAGCCUUGAAUACAUGUCUACACACCACCAUGUGUCAUAGUCAUGCUGAUACAAAUGCUGUAACAACAUAGAAACAACCCGGAAUCAAAACAGGGGUUUUAUGUGGUUAUCCGUGCGUGUAGUGUUUUGACCCAGUCAGUAUAGGUCACUGCCCUCCUGUUUCUCACAGUAUGUUGUAAUUCUUAUGUUGUAGGAAAGUUCUUCUGAGAGCCAGGAUAGAAAUAAUGAUAUUUUGUUUGUGCAAGUUCUCUUUUUUGAGUGUUUCUCAUGACAUUGGGGCUUGAAGUGCAGGAAACAAAGAACACUGUCAAUACAGGAGUCCAGAAUAAUCUUUUUAUUGAGGAGUUUUUAAAACAUUCAUUGGGAGGUCUGAUAUCCUGAACCCUGAUAUUCUGAAGAUCUUGUAAACCAUUGAACCAUCCCUAAAUUCCCACAUUCUGUCCCUUAAUCUAUAUAACAGAGAUGUUGAUAUAAUGAGAUCUACAGUAACAUUCAAAAGCUUGGAUACACCUAUUCAAUGGCUGUAUCACAACCGGCCGUGAUUGAAAGUCCCAUAGGGCGGCGCACAAUGGGCCCAGCGUCGUCUGGCUUAGGGUUUGGCUGGGGUAGGCCAUCCAUUGUAAAAUACGAAUUUGUUCUUAAUUGACUUGCCUAGUUAAAUAAAUAAAAUAAAGAUGUGUUAUUUCAUAGUUUUGGGGUCUUCAAUAUUAUUCUACAAUGUAGAAAAUAGUAAAAAUCAAGAAUAACUUUUGAAUGAGUAGGCGUGUCCAAACCUUUGACUGGUACUGUAUGUCUCCACCCUUACAAUGGGAUUUGUCCAGAGUGUAGAACGACGGCUGUCCGUCUGUUCCUCUCUUUGGAUUGGUGGAUACAUCCCGUUACUUUAAAACUUUUUAGAAUAUUUGAUGAGGGUUGUUGACGUCAACCGCCUGUAUUCAAUGGAGAGAGAUGCUAUGCUGCUGGCCUCAUGUCAUGAAUAUGCAUACCCAUCUCGAGACGACUCUGAUAUAAAGUGUUGUUUUUCUCAAAGUUGACGGGAUUUCACGUGUCCUACUUAUAUCAGUCUCGUAACAACCUAAACAUUACGAAACUUCGAUUAGAUCAAGUAAACCUCAGGUAGAAAAUAAGCCAUACAUUUUUUUUGUUAACCAAAUUCAACACACUCAUUGACCUCCAUACAAAAACUCCUCGCUUGGUGGGUGAAAGAAACAAAAUAGCACCACCUGCUGGAGAAGACAGAUUUGACCCAGUUAUCCCUCUCGCUUUGUCUCUUCCUCUCUGAUAUAUAUAUAUCUGCUGAAUCUCUGUCUCCCUCACCAAUAAAUAUCUUCUCUGAGAGCAUGA